CUUCUCUUUACUACGAGGUCUUUGGUUUUGCUAUAGGAUGGGUCGCGAGAAAAGACGCACCUUUAGAGUACUUAGGUAUUGGCUGGAUCUGACGAAACUAUAGCACCUGAAUAGUAGCUGUCGGCCAUAUAGUACACGUUUAGGCCAAAGUAGCUGAUCACAUAAUUAUACUUGUCAGACAAAAAAUGGGCGGCAAGCUUCCAAAAGCGGCGCUGGUGCCAGUGCCACUGCAGUGGACGCUCUUUAAAUGCCAAGUAGAAAGUUUCUUUCAGGACUCUGGUGAAAUUGGAGGCAGCAUAGAGGAAAACAAGUUUUCUAUGUCCGCCGAGACUUUCUUCAAGAGUAUACGGGGCCCCACUCCUGAAAACAAGAAAGCCCCAGGAGUGAUGUUGACUCGGUUUUUGAAACAUGUCUUCGAUGACUGCCGCGCUCCCCGGCGCCGCGGAUUGUUGGGGUCCAAAGGGCGAACGGGUACUAGAAUUGCGAUGCGGUGUUGUACUAUUUGGGCCGAGUAGUGUUGAAUGUCGAUACGUGGGUGAAUUCUGAGUCUGUCAAAAGUGUGUUUCCUCUUUUUUCAUGUACUAGUGUUGAUGUGGUCUCUCGCCUAUAUUAUCUUUCUCAGGUUGCGACGAGCAGGAAAAACAGGAGUGGAGGUAUGAUGAGCACAUUCUUUCCGAAAGCGAUAAAAAGGUUCGGUAUUAUACUGCUCUUACAAAGCCAGGGAAGCGAUAUAGUCGAUAUAGCAAAACCGUGGCAAGUAGCUUAAGUGAGAACGAUCAAAGUCAAACAGGUGGACACGACAGCAAGGAGAUCAUCGUCGACCAGUUAGAGACGAACUAUAGCGAUGGACCUGAAGUAAGCGUGAUUUGCGUUUCGUACGUCCAAACAACGGUCGAUGGGCAGCGCCAUUCGAUCGAUGAGGUAAUCUUUGAGCACCAAUAUGACCAUAAUCUGUCCGGCGGAGUAGAAUUCCCGCAGUUUUGGCGAUGGAGAUCGCCACUCAGCGGAAAAGUUAUGGCAUUUGAGGGAAGCUUUUCGUUUUCAUCUAUAAUGCUUCUUUUUCCACUUUACCACGUUCAAACCUGCGCUUUCUAGUCUCCACACUUCGCUUUGAAACGGACAGCUGCGCGGGUACUCUCAUCAUUAGCAUAGCGGCUUCUAUGAGGCUUCAGCAUUCACAUCCACUGUCCGCCUAGUAGGCUGGUCUGGUGGAGUGCUGCUGGUCUUCGCGCAAAGUGCUUGUGCUCUCUAAGUACGGAGUCAGGCAGAUGACAGAGGACUUGCGAGAGCAGUACCAAAAAUUCGAAUCCGGAGCGGUCCCGGAGCAAUUCAAAAUUUAUAGUCAUGCUGCAGCUGCUGCUGCUAGUCCUGACCAAAGCGGAGGGGAUUUGGAUUGCGAAGCUGCUACUGUUAAGGUCAGCUUUUAUCCAUCUUUCUCCGCAUCUUGGUACCCUUUUCCCUUGUAUUCUCUUUCUCAUGAAAUUCGAGGCACAAGGAGUCAAGAUGAGGGGGCCGCGAUGGAAUCUAGCAGACGCGAAUCUAGCAAAAGCUUCUGAUCUCUCCGGGGAUGGUGGUUCCGCUGCUACUGGAGGUCGGAGCGCCUUCACAGAUCUUCAUCCAGUAGAACUGGCUGCAUCCGAGUGGGUUUGGCAUGGUGUUGCAGCCACUGGCCUCAUCUUCAUACUAGUGCUUAUUUUCUUCUUCUUCUAUCGGUACGCAGCGGCUGCUGCUGCUGCUCCACCUCCUCGCGCAGGUAGCGCCUUUGCUGGUAGUUCUCUCGAAAACAGUGCAGGAGAUCAUGAUGAGGAGCAUCACAACAAGAACUACGGCUCGACAAGCUCGAAGGCCAACCCUUUCAUGUUCUACUCCGAACUUGCGGAUGAUGGUCAGCAUUCUAGCAGCGACGCUGAACAUGAGUCCUCGCCCACUGCAGCAACAAGCAACGGGACCACCGAUGACCAAGAACAAGGCGCAACGCGAUUAUCUGCAGUGAGGAAGCGCGCAGGUCACGCUAAGAACCUCAAGAAGGUCGCAGGCGAAAGCAGCAAGGACGAGCUUCGUGUUGAUGAUGACCAACCAGAUUUCGCGUUUGGGGAAAAUUAUGCUUCUGCUUCAGUAGUAGGCGCAGAGAUUCGAGAAUGCCAGUCAGCAGCCAGGCAGCGAGUACUGCCGAGUCGAGAGCCGGGGGAGGCUGGUAGCAAGACGCUUUGAAACCUCCAUGGGGUGAGAAGGUGGAAUGUUUCUUCUACCUCUUGACUUCUGUGACUGUGGGCGACAGCAGAUGUAAGUCUAUGCGAGAUCGCUGCUCCUGAUGUCUGGAGGACCCCGCAAUGAUCUUGACGAUGCAGACAUACGCUUUUUCCACCAAGAGCCCCAUUGAUGUUGUACAGUGAUCCAGAGUUUCACACACUUGAGACAACUGAAGAUAUUAUUUGUAUCGUGUAUCGAUUAACGCUUCGGCUUGCUUGUUUCUCCGGCAUUAGAAUGCACGGAUCAUGCCAACCAGGAGAAUUCUUGUUGCAGCGAGCAGUGAGUAAGUAGCAUUUUUAUACAAAGCACGACAGACAUUCUCCACCAGAAUAUAGUGGGGGCACAUGUAGACGGAUACUGGACAGCGCUUUUUUUAUGGAUAGCAAAAAAAGACCUGACAAGAAGACUAGCAGCUCGAGCAUUUGUUUCCUGACCAGUUUCAUCUUCCUGCUGUAUCGUCAAAAAAGUCUUUGCACAGCGACCAACUUAGGACAAGCGCCACGACCUGCAAAGGAAAACAUGAAAGCGCCCAGCGUGGCCCUGUAUAGGAAUACGGAUCGUGCCCCCUCAUUCUAACGCCCACAGCUUUUCUUGUAGCCUGCCACUUCUGAGGCGCCGCGACGUAUUUUUUUAGAAAAAAACCACCGAGACCCAGUUCGGUCAUCAAGAUCAAGCUGCUGCGUUUUGGUCUGGCGAAUUUUUUUAGAAACAAACCACCGAGACCCAGUUGGGUCACCAAGAUCCAGCUGUUGCGUUUCGCCUAGAUUUUUUAACUUCUCUCAAUUAUGAUGGUCGAAGAGGCACCGGGAUGAUUUUUUUUAGAAGCAAGCCAGUGGUUACCACCGAGACCCAGUUCGGUCAGCAAGAUCAAGCUGCUGCGUUUCGCCAGGACUUUUUAACUUAGCUCAAUCCUGAUGGCCGAUCUACUUCCUUCAGUUGUAGUGUAAUCGCGAAAGUGUAGCCCUCUCAUCAUAAUCCUUAGAGAUAUAAGCCUAAUCCAGGCCACGAAGUAUACCAUAAUUGAGGAGGCUCUUUUCUGAGCGUAGCAUCUGAAACGCCCGCUGUGGCGCGCUUCGUCACCGCCGUGACACAGCGGCGAACCGAGCAGGGAGCGCCGCGUGGGACUUGUGGAGGGCUGGAAAGGUUCUGAGGGGACGAGGAGGCCCUAAGAGUUAGGCAGAGAAGAAACGUAGGGAAAAAGGAAGAGGUCUCCGCGCAUGCUUAUGCCCUCUGCGCUUUCGGUAGCUUGCGCCCGCGGCCGCAGCGUAAUAUCGCUUGCGCAUCUCUAGCUGGGCCGACGGGAACAUCGGGAGGCUGGCGGGGUGCGAGGGUGGGUGGACCCGCGGGGGCUCGAGGGUUAUCGGGCGGUCCAAUGCUGCCCGUCCUCUCGCCUUGUCGUGAGCAGGUAAGUCUGGAAUGGAACCAGCGGCGCGCAAUAUGCGUUCGUGGAGAGCAGCGCGCGGGGAGGGAGGCGCUCUGCGGCGGAAGCGAUAGCGAUAGAGUAGAUAAAAAGUAGCGUGUAGUAACACGCAUUCUUCCCAUUAAACCCACUACAGUCGCCGCACCUUCAGGAAGGUCCCUUGAGCCCUUACAUCAACGUCCUUAGCGACAGAUGGUAAGGGCGCUCGCCAGCGCGUUAUGCGUGAGGCGGUAGGGUCGCGCGCGAACAUAAUCAUGAUAAUAGCGCUUUCUUUUCUUACUCUCUGCUAUGGAAAUUAUAGAUACUAUGAACCUAGAACAUCAUCAAGAUUUCUACGACGUCGUCAACCCCUUCGCAUUCAUGUGCUUCUAUUUCUAAACAAACCAAAAACAAAAUUUGAACAGCCUGUGCUGUUCUGUGG
Messenger RNA from Amoebophrya sp. A25, 4091 nucleotides. Lineage: Eukaryota; Dinophyceae; Syndiniales; Amoebophryaceae. The record is from the annotation of a GenBank genome assembly.